Messenger RNA from Ostreococcus lucimarinus CCE9901, 2342 nucleotides. It is a transcript of the gene SIR1, whose product is annotated as sulfite reductase. NCBI's taxonomy places the organism in Eukaryota, Viridiplantae, Chlorophyta, Mamiellophyceae, Mamiellales, Bathycoccaceae. Bases 127 to 2199 code for a protein of 690 amino acids. Gene Ontology annotation, biological process: sulfate assimilation. Gene Ontology annotation, cellular component: chloroplast stroma; sulfite reductase complex (NADPH). Gene Ontology annotation, molecular function: sulfite reductase (ferredoxin) activity; 4 iron, 4 sulfur cluster binding; heme binding. The record is from RefSeq and is a predicted model, not a curated record. The transcript has a single exon.
CGCGACGCGAACGCGACGCGACGCGACGCGACGCGACGCGAACGUCGCGAACGCUCGACCGGUCGACGCCGUCGAAGACCUCGCGCGCGCCGACGCGCGAACGCGACGCGAAUCGCGACGUCGCGAAUGAAAAUCGGUGCCGAGCGAUCGACCAUGGCGCGCGCGGUGCCGACGCCGGCGACGCGAGCGCACCGCGCGGUGACGCGCGCGGGGACGACGGUGAAGCGCGCGAAGAACCGACGGUGCGUCGUGACGAACGUCGCGACGCCGAGCUCGGGCGCGCAGAAGGAACCGGCGAAGCGAAGCAAGGUUGAAAUCAUCAAGGAAAACAGCGACUACCUGCGACACCCGCUGAUCGAGGAGUUGGCGACGACGGCGUCGAACAUCUCCGAGGACGCGGCGCAGUUGUAUAAGUUUCACGGCGGGUAUCAACAGGACGAUCGAGAGAAGCGAGCGUUCGGGGAGGGGAAGUUUUAUCAAUUCAUGAUGCGCACGAAGCAGCCCGCGGGCAAGGUGCCGAACAAGUUGUACCUGACCAUGGAUGACUUGGCGAACACGCACGGGAACGGAACGCUGCGAUUGACGACGCGACAAACGUAUCAAUUGCACGGAAUCUUGAAGAGCGACCUGAAGGAAACGUUCGCGACGGUGAUUCGUAACAUGGGUUCAACGUUGGGGGCGUGCGGAGACAUCAAUCGCAACGUCACCGCGUCUCCGGCGCCGUACGCCAACAAACCGGAGUAUGAUAUCGCGCAAGAACUGGCCAAAGAUAUCGCCGACUUGUUGGCGCCGCAAAGCGGGGCGUAUUACGACGUCUGGCUCGACGGCGAGCAAAUCAUGACGGCUGAAAAGCCCGAAGUGACGGCGGCGCGCAUGGAAAACCGCCACGGCACCAACUUUGAGGGUUCGCCCGAACCCAUUUACGGUUCGUUAUUCUUGCCGCGUAAGUUUAAGAUUGGCGUCACCGUGGAGGGCGAUAACCACAUCGACGUCUUGACGAACGAUAUCGGCAUCGUCGUCGUCAUGCGCGACGGCAAGCACGUCGGGUACAACGUUUACGUCGGCGGUGGCAUGGGGCGCUCGCACCGCAACGACGCCACGUUCCCGCGGGCAGCCACCCUUCUCGGUUUCUGCGGACCGCGCGACAUCUUGUACGCGGUCAAGGCCAUCACGUGCACGCAGCGUGACUACGGUCGCCGCGAUGAUCGCAAGCAGAGUAGAUUGAAGUACUUGGUCGAGAGCUGGGGCAUGGAGCGAUUCAAGACGGUGACGGAGCAAUACUACGGCAAGAAGUUUGAAGCCGGCGUUGAGUUGGCGCCGUUCGAAUUCCCUACGUACUUGGGAUGGAACGAACAAGGCGACGGUAAGCUUUGGUACGGUGUGCACGUCCAAAACGGUCGUCUUCGUGGCGAAAUGAGGAAGGCUUUGCGCAACGUCAUCGAGCGAUACGAACUUCCGGUUCGUCUCACCGCUCAGCAAGAUAUGUUGCUCACCGACGUCGAUCCGGCGUGGAAGGCGGAUAUCAUGGCCACUUUGCAAGCCGCGGGCGUGAAAGACGCGUCCGAAGUCGACGCUCUCGAACGUCUCUCCAUGGCGUGCCCGGCGUUACCUUUGUGCGGUCUCGCCAUCACCGAAGCCGAGCGCGGUUUGCCGGAGAUUAACGCGCGUUUGCGCACGACCAUGACCAAGGUUGGCUUGGCGAUGUCGGACGACUUAGUCAUUCGUAUGACUGGUUGCCCCAACGGUUGCGCGCGUCCGUACAUGGCUGAGCUCGGUUUCGUCGGCGACGGUCCGGCGAGCUACCAAAUUUGGCUCGGAGGCACGCGCGCGAUGACGGGCGUGUCGAGCGCGUACGCCGAGCGCGUCAAGGUGGAUGACAUCGAAACGUUCUUUGAGCCCAUCUUUGCCAUGUGGGCGCAGCAGCGCAAUGCGGGUGAGUUCUUCGGCAACUUUAUCAAUCGCGUCGGGUUCGACGCGCUUCGCGCGUUUUGCGACUCGUACGUUCCGAGCGCCGCCCCCGUCGCCGCCGCCGCCGCCGCCGCGCCGACCGCCGCCGCCGUCGAGACCGUCGGGCGUUUGCCGCGCGUCAUGAUCGAGCGCGAUGCGUUCGAGGCGCUUCAAGCGUACGCUGAGAAGAAGAACACCACCUUAACCCAGGCGACGACGGACGCGAUUCGCAAGAUGAUCGCCGAAGCCUAAACGACGUCUUUUUGUACCAACGCCGAGAAUUUAUGACGGCGUCCGCCGCGGCGCCCGGCGCCUUCCAUGCCCUUACGUUCUUUCAUUCGAUCGUUCACACAUUUAUCCACCCACACUUGUCGCGCCGUCCUACGCGGGCGCUU